Messenger RNA from Trifolium pratense (red clover), 4653 nucleotides. RefSeq lists its product as uncharacterized. The coding region runs from base 1 to 4653 and encodes 1550 amino acids. Gene Ontology annotation, molecular function: nucleic acid binding; zinc ion binding; RNA-DNA hybrid ribonuclease activity. The transcript is spliced from 6 exons. The record is from RefSeq and is a predicted model, not a curated record. Lineage: Eukaryota; Viridiplantae; Streptophyta; Magnoliopsida; Fabales; Fabaceae.
AUGGAUUUCACUUUUACGGCAACAAUACCAUCUCCGACGAAACAACAACUACCGCCUGAACCGCCAGACAAAGGUGGAAAGGGUGUUCAACAUAAAUUAAAAGAAGGCAGCAGCACUGUAUCUUUUAGAGAUAAGGUGUUGGGAUCUCAAACUGUGAUGAUAAGGGAAAAAGUUGAUCUCUUAGCAACAAAUCAAGCCCAGGUUGAAUUGAUACAUGGGAAUAGGUUGAUGCCAAUGUUACAUGUGGAAAGAACUGUUAUAGAAGAACUUAGCAUACCUUGGAAAGAUGCCCUUGUGGUAAAACUCCUUGGAAAGAAUCUGGGAUAUGGAACAAUGAAACAAAAACUAGAGAGUGUUUGGAGGCUUGCUGGUGCAUUCGAGUUAAUGCAUGUAGGCAAUGCUUUCUAUAUGGUUAAAUUUGAUAGCGCAGAAGACAAAAAUAAAGUCAUUAGUGGGGGUCCUUGGAUGAUUUACGAUCAUUAUUUAGCUGUUCGUCAUUGGUCACCAACAUUCAACGCAAACACGGCAAAGAUUGAUAAAACUAUGGUGUGGAUAAGGAUCCCGAGUUUGAAUUUGUUAUACUAUGACGAAAGCGUGUUGUGGGCAUUGGCAUCUAUGGUCGGUGCACCAGUCAAAGUGGAUUUACAUACUCUGAGAGUGGAUCGGGGAAGAUUCGCUAGGAUGUGUGUAGAGAUUGAUUUAACGCAGCCAGUGGUUGGUCAUGUGGGAAUAAACGGCGAAUGGUACAAAGUCCAGUACGAGGGUCUACACAUCAUAUGCACUCAAUGUGGAUGUUACGGGCAUAUUCUAAAGGACUGUACCCAGAAAAAAAUUAUUCCUUCCAUGGAAGCAACGCAGAUUGAAGGUGAAAAGGUCCACAACACAGCUGCAGCAGGCCAGAAUCACAAGCCAGAUUCAGCGGAGAAGAUGCAUACAGUGGUGCAGCCCAAUUUGGAAGUUAACCCAGAAUUACUGCAUGGAGAUUGGAUUAAAGUUGAAAGAAGAAAAAAAGGAAACAAAAUAAACUCUCGCGGAUCUUCAGGAAACCAAAAAGGAACGGUGCCGGUUUCUAAGUCUGGAACAACAUCUAUGGAAAAUGUUAAAAGCAUGAACGGCCAAGUUGGAGAAACAAUUAAUGUUGGGAUUGGUCAAAAACAAAAAGCAAGGUUUAAAAAAAAGAGGCCAAGACAUGAUAAUAUUGGUAUAAGUAAUAAUGGGUCCAUUACUAGUCAAAAGAAUAAUAACCCAUUUAAUGUUGGAGUUUAUGAUGACGGAGGUGCUCAAGGGAAGAAUUUUCAACGAGCACUUACUAAUUUUUGCAGGAAUAACAAAGUUGAUAUGGUUCAGGAAAAAAAUGUGGACCCCUGGUUGCUUACUGUGGUUUAUGCUAGUCCGCGGGAGCAGGAGAGAGGUGAAACAUGGAAUAAGCUUCGUCAACUCGCGGCUAAUAUCAAUGAACCAUGGCUUAUGGUUGGUGACUUUAAUGAGAUAGCCAGUCCAGAAGAAAAAAAAGGUGGUGCUCAGUCAGAUCACCAUCCUAUUAUUGUCCUUACUGAAGGUGAGCCUAAUAAUGACAGAGAUCGCCCUUUCCGGUUUGAGGCAGCUUGGUUUUGUCAUGCGGAAUUUCAUUCGUUUCUCAAAGACAAGUGGGGGGGAGGAAGUGAGUUGAUUGACCAACUCUACAAUCUCACACCUCGUCUCAAAGAAUGGAAUAAAGAUACUUUUGGCAACAUCUUCAAAAGAAAAAAGGAAUUACUAGCGAGACUAAAUGGAAUUCAAAGUAGUCCUAAUUAUGGUUAUAGUAAUUUCCUUGAUUCUCUUGAGAAGGAACUUCAGGAACAACUAGCGGUUACUCUAUACCAAGAGGAGUGUCUUUGGUUUCAGAAAUCUAGAGGUCGUUGGAUUACAGAUGAUGAUCGUAACACCAAGUACUAUCAUUCUAAAACUAUUGUUAGACGAAGAAGGAACAAAAUCAUUUCCCUCAGAAACGAGGAGGGAGAGUGGGUUGACGAGCAAGAUAGCCUCAAAAACAUGGUAAGAACUUUCUAUACUAAUCUUUACAAAGAGGAUCAACCUAUUCGUGAUUCAAUCAUAUCUUGGUCUACUUACCCGGUGAAUUUGGAAGCUGAGCAUCUUCGUUUGAGUGCUCCUAUUAGCUUUGUUGAUUGUAAAAAAGCUCUUUUCGACACGGGGCCUCACAAAGCUCCAAGAGAGGAUGGUUACCCUGCUAUUUUUUUCCAAUAUUGUUGGGACAUCGUUGGGGAAUCUCUUUACAAGUAUGUUAAUCAGGUUUGGUCUAACCCUUCGCUUAUUUCUUAUAUAAAUAACACUAUGCUUGUUUUGAUUCCUAAAGUAGAUAGACCAGAGUUUGUUUCUCAAUUUCGUCCGAUUGCUUUAUGCAAUGUGACUUAUAAAAUCAUCACAAAGGUGAUUGUCAACAGAAUCAAGCCUUUAUUGGAUGGUAUCAUUUCUCCCUACCAAUCGAGCUUCAUUCCUGGUCGCACAAUUCACCAUAAUAUUAUUGUGGCCCAAGAAAUGGUGCAUUCGAUGGCCAAGAUGAAAGGUAAAAAAAUGUUCAUGUCAAUUAAAAUUGAUCUAGAGAAAGCCUAUGACAGACUAAAUUGGAAUUUUGUUGAGCAAUGUUUGGCGGAAAGCAAGUUUCCUCCUAAACUCAUUAAUAUUAUUCACCAUUGUAUCACCACUCCUUCUUUUAAAAUUUUGUGGAAUGGGGAAAAGACUGACAUGUUCUCUCCUACGAGAGGAAUACAUCAGGGUGACCCCUUAUCCCCUUAUUUAUUUGUCAUAUGUAUGGAUCGCCUUUCUCAUAUUAUUGCAGAUCAGGUGGAAGCUAGUUAUUGGAAACCUAUGCGUGCAGGUAGGUCUGGUCCUCAUAUUUCUCAUCUUCUUUUUGCAGAGGCUUCCAUUGAGCAAGCUCAUUGUGAUGAUAUACUUCAGCAUACUGGAUUCACUCAUGUGAAUAGUUUGGGGAAGUAUUUGGGGGCGAACAUUGCUCCUGGCAGAACAAGAGGGAAAUUUCAACAUAUUAUUGGGAAACUGCAAAACAAGCUUAGUGGGUGGAAACAUCAAUGUUUGAGUUUGGCUGGAAGACUUACACUGACAAAAUCAGUUCUUAGCUCUAUCCCUUACUAUCAUAUGCAAUACGCUAAGAUUCCAAAGACUAUGUGUGAUGAAAUGGAAAAAAUUCAGCGUGGUUUUUUAUGGGGUGACACUGAACAAAAGCGUAAACCUCACUUGAUCAAUUGGGAUGUGUGUUGUUUGGCUAAGAAGGAUGGGGGAUUGGGAAUAAGGAAUCCUCACCAAAUGAACAUAGCUUUCCUCAUGAAGAUACUCUGGAAUAUCAUUAAUAGGCCAGAGGAUUUAUGGUGUAAGGUCCUAUAUAGCAAGUAUGGCCGUAAUAAGGACCUUCGGGUUUCUAUAAAUUCUCAACCUUGUGACUCGCCCCUAUGGAAAGCCUUAACAGGUAUUUGGGAUCAAUUCCAACAGUUUACGGUUUUACAGUUAGGGGAUGGUAAUCACACUAACUUUUGGAUGGAUAGAUGGGUGCCUGAUGGAUCUUCUCUCAUGACGAGGGCUACCAACCAACUGAUUGAUUCGACUCUUGUUGUAAAAGAUGUUUUAACAGAUGAAGGAAACUGGGAUCUUAAUUUCUUGAAUGAUAAUUUGCCAACCAACAUCGUGAACCAAUUGGUUGCCCUUCCUGCACCUAGAGACACAUAUGGGCCAGACUCUAUAGGAUGGAAAGGCACAAAUACUCGACAUUUUACUGUUCAGAGUGCUUAUGAUUUGCAACGGGAGAAUGUUCACCAUAUAGAAGGGGACUGGACAGGGAUUUGGAAUUGGAAAGGACCACACAGAAUUCAAACUUUUAUGUGGGACUGGUGCUUCAAGAAUCUUAGCAACGAGUAUGGAGCGCAAAAAGAAGGGUGGACAUCCAUUUUCAUGGUGGCAUGCUGGUAUAUGUGGAAGUGGCGAAACAAAUCAAUUUUCGAUGAAAACUUUCGACGACCAUCAAAUCAUAUUCAUGUGAUCCUCAAGAUGGCUAGAGAUAUUGACAGUUGCAAGCAUAAUCAUAUUAGUAGAGGGCAACGAAAAAAGGACACCAUUUUCAUUGGUUGGAAGCACCCACCUGAAGGUUGGAUAAAGCUUAAUUGUGACGGGGCUUAUAAAGAGUCAGUAGAUCUUGCAGGGUGUGGCGGUUUACUUCGAGACUCAAAUGGUCAAUGGAUUCAGGGAUACACACAAAAGAUUGGUUCAUGUGAUGCUCUACAUGCUGAAAUGUGGGGUAUGUAUACGGGACUGAAUUUGGCUCGAAGACAAGGAGUUACUCAUCUCAUUGUGGAAAGUGACUCCAAAGUAUUAAUUGACAUGGUUACAAGGAGAUGCAAUUUUAAUGGGGCCACCCCCAUAUUGAUCCGUAGAAUCCAGGAGCUCAUAAACUUAGAUUGGCACAUCCAGUUUAAGCAUACGUGGCGAGAAGGCAACAGAAGCGCUGAUUGGCUAGCUAAUCAUAGUUUAUCACAUAGUUCUUUUGAUGUAAUAUCUUUGGAGAGUCCUCCUAGAGAGCUCCAGAGUAUCCUCUUUGAUGAUUUUUCCGGGGCUUGCAUGCCUAGGAAUGUGUGUUUAGUUCCUUAA